This is a messenger RNA of Ceratosolen solmsi marchali, 1170 nucleotides long. It is a transcript of the gene S6KL, whose product is annotated as ribosomal protein S6 kinase like. NCBI's taxonomy places the organism in Eukaryota, Metazoa, Arthropoda, Insecta, Hymenoptera, Agaonidae. Gene Ontology annotation, biological process: protein phosphorylation. Gene Ontology annotation, molecular function: ATP binding; protein serine/threonine kinase activity. The transcript is spliced from 9 exons. The record is from RefSeq and is a predicted model, not a curated record. Bases 1 to 1134 code for a protein of 377 amino acids.
AUGCUAGUCAGCCUAAGCGAUAUUAUUGGAAGACAACCUGUUAGACCUAGAACUUCAUCAGAAGAACUAAGACCCUGGUCUCGAUUUUCUCGUAGAAGCUGGAGCGAAAGUACAUUGAAUGAUCCACUUAAUUUAUCAAAAACUGCAUGGCCUGUCCCAAGAUUUGAAGCUAUUUUUUUACCUGAAUUCCAAGUUAGGGAAGUGCCAUUAAAAAAUGACUAUAUUUUCAUUAAUAUUAUUUCUAAAGGAGCCUAUGGUAGAGUUUAUAAAGUACAAAAAAGGGAAACAAAAGAAAUUUUUGCUUUAAAAAUAAUUAGUAAGGCCAAAAUAGUAGCUGAAAAUGCAAUUCAACAAGCAAAACAAGAAGUCUCGAUACAAAAAGCCAUUGGACAUCAUACUUUCAUUGCUGAUUCACCAUUUCAGUGGCAAGGAAGAAAAACACUGUAUAUAUUAACUCAAUUCAUUGGUGGUGGUGAAUUGUUUUCUCUAGUCGAAGAAUAUGGAUGUCUAUCGGAAGAUGUAGUCAGAAUAUAUGUUGGUGAAAUUGCUCUCGCCUUAGAUUUUUUAUACAAUGCAGGAAUCAUUCAUAGAGAUCUGAAAGCAUCAAAUAUUUUACUUGAUAAUGAGGGACAUGCGAUGCUAAUAGACUUUGGUUUAGCUAAAUGGCUUCGACCCUUACAAAAAACAGGAACUCUCUGUGGAACAUUUGAAUAUAUGGCUCCAGAAAUUAUUAAGAAACAGUAUUAUGGUCAUGAAGCAGAUUGGUGGUCACUGGGUGUAUUAUCCAGCUUUCUUCUUAUAAACGAGUAUCCCAGUAAUAUAUUAACAAGUGGCUUAUUGGAUAACACCGAAUAUAAAAUAGCGAGUGUUGGUACUUUGUCCAUGAAAAUACAAGGUAUUUCAUCAUCAGCUAACGAUUUGUUAAAAAGACUUUUACAACCAGAACCAAAGCUGCGAAUUAAAUCAGUACUGGCACUUCAACGUAUUGCUUUUUACAUGGGUCACGAUAUUCGAAGCUACACUUCAAAGAAGGUAUCACCAUUUAAACUUAUUGGCAGGGCGAUUGAGCAAAUCCCAACAUCGCCAAUAGAGAAUCAUUUUUAUGAUUUUGAUUCGAUAAUUGAAGCCGAUUAAGAAGAGUAUUGUGAAUAUAUUUUACAUUGAUCUUCC